GUGGACAUCUGAGCAGAACAAGUAUGGAAAAUGUAUCCUCUGUUAGCAGGCACUUUGUCCUCCUUGGACUUGUGGAGAUGGAAGAUCUGAGAUAUCUCUACUGCAUUCUCUCCCUGUUCCUAUACAUAUUUAUACUGCUCUUGAGCUUGGGGAUUGUGCUUGUGGUUCUGACAGAAGAAAGCCUCCAUGAGCCCAUGUACAUAUUCAUAUGUAAUCUUACCUUCAACGGGAUGUUGGGGAGCAGCUCUUUCUUCCCCAAACUGAUCAUUGACUUGUUGGCUUCGUCCCAUCAGAUCUCACACGUUGGCUGCUUUCUGCAAGUUCUUGCUUUGAUGAUUUAUGUUUUUUUCGAGAUAUUCUCAUUCACACUCAUGGCCUAUGACAGGUAUCUGGCUGUGUGUGACCCCUUACGAUAUGCCACCAAAAUGACCAACGCAAAAGCCGUUAGACUCAUCCUCGGUUUCUUUGCUUUCUCCUUCUUCUCUGUCUUGGUUGGAGUGAUUUUAUCUGCAAGACUUUCUUACUGUGGGACACAAAUCAAAAACAUUUUUUGUGAAAACCUUUCCCUCAUUGUCCUGUCCUGUGGGGAUUCCUCUGUCAAUAGUCUCUAUGGGAUCUCAGUUACUGUUAUUCUGUUGGUUUUCACGUUACUGAUUAUCGCUUAUUCCUACAUUAAUAUCUUUAUGGUCUGUCUGGAGAUUUCCAAGGAAGCCUGUGAGAAAGCCAUUCACACUGUGGUCACCCACUUCCUUGGCUUUUCCAUCUUCUUGGUUGGGGGGCUGUUUAUUUUUGUAAGAUUCCGACUGGGGAACAACAAUCUCCCCCUUUUUGCCCAAAUUCUGCUCUCUGUAACUUUUAUAGUUUUCCCUCCUCUUUUUAACCCCCUGAUAUACGGAAUAAGGACUAAAGCAUUAAGGGGCCGUGGACAGCUGAGCAGAAAAAGUAUGGAAAAUGCGUCCUCUGUUAGCAGGCACUUUGUUCUCCUUGGACUUGUGGAGAUGGAAGAUCUGAGAUAUCUCUACUGCAUUCUCUCCCUGUUCCUAUACAUAUUUAUACUGCUCUUGAGCUUGGGGAUUGUGCUUGUGGUUCUGACAGAAGAAAGCCUCCAUGAGCCCAUGUACAUAUUCAUAUGUAAUCUUACCUUCAACGGGAUGUUGGGGAGCAGCUCUUUCUUCCCCAAGCUGAUCGUUGACUUGUUGGCUUCGUCCCAUCAGAUCUCACACGUUGGCUGCUUUCUCCAAGUUCUUGGUAUGGUGACAUAUGCUUUUUUUGAGCUAUCCUCGUUUACACUCAUGGCCUAUGACAGGUAUCUGGCUGUGUGUGACCCCUUACGAUAUGCCACCAAAAUGACCAAUUUUGGGAUAAUGUAG
Xenopus tropicalis (tropical clawed frog) is the source of this 1370-nucleotide messenger RNA. It is a transcript of the gene or65a4, whose product is annotated as olfactory receptor family 65 subfamily A member 4. The transcript has 2 exons. The coding region runs from base 24 to 1370 and encodes 448 amino acids. The record is from RefSeq and is a predicted model, not a curated record. Gene Ontology annotation, molecular function: G protein-coupled receptor activity; olfactory receptor activity. Gene Ontology annotation, cellular component: plasma membrane; membrane. NCBI's taxonomy places the organism in Eukaryota, Metazoa, Chordata, Amphibia, Anura, Pipidae. Gene Ontology annotation, biological process: G protein-coupled receptor signaling pathway; signal transduction.